Phycomyces blakesleeanus NRRL 1555(-) is the source of this 618-nucleotide messenger RNA. RefSeq names its product Homeodomain-like DNA binding domain-containing transcription factor. NCBI's taxonomy places the organism in Eukaryota, Fungi, Mucoromycota, Mucoromycetes, Mucorales, Phycomycetaceae. Gene Ontology annotation, cellular component: nucleus. The annotation marks the transcript as partial. The transcript is spliced from 2 exons. The record is from RefSeq and is a predicted model, not a curated record. Gene Ontology annotation, molecular function: DNA binding.
UCUCAAGGCUGGAUGGAGAAGUUUGGAAAGCGUCAUUGUAUCAAGAUGAAUCGAAUUCAUGGUGAGGCUGAUUCUACUGAUAUAGAAUCACUUCAGAUUGACAAGGCUGCCAUCAAAGAGAAGAUAGAGAGAUAUAGUGCUUGUGACAUAUAUAACUUUGAUGAAACAGCACUCUUUUAUGCUGUUCCACCAAGAACAACAAUUUCUCACCAGAAAUUUUCUGGUUGGAAGGAAAAUAAGAAGCGGCUUACAGUAGGCCUUUUGUGCAAUGCCAAUGGAACAGACAAGUACAAAAAACAAGAGGCAGUAGAUCAUGGAUUUUCUAUGUAUCAUUACAACAGUAAUACCUGGAUGACACAAUCAAUCUUCCAUGUUUUCCUCUGUUGCUUUGAUCGUUCAAUGAAAGUGCAAAACUGCAAAGUGCUUUUGAUCCUCAAUAAUUUCUAUGGCCAUAUAGUAGAUUAUGCGCCUACAAAUGUUGAGCUUCUUUUUCUGCCUCCAAACACUACGUCCCACCUUCAGCCAUUGGAUGAUGGUAUCAUUCAGGCUUUUAAGGCUUAUUUCAAGCGUAAACAGUAUGUCAAGGCAUAUCAGUAUAUUGACAUGAUUCAAAAUGAC